Messenger RNA from Neocloeon triangulifer, 3509 nucleotides. Its product is annotated as integrin alpha-PS4-like. The record is from RefSeq and is a predicted model, not a curated record. The coding region runs from base 53 to 3208 and encodes 1051 amino acids. Gene Ontology annotation, cellular component: external side of plasma membrane; integrin complex. Gene Ontology annotation, molecular function: integrin binding. Gene Ontology annotation, biological process: cell adhesion mediated by integrin; cell-matrix adhesion; integrin-mediated signaling pathway. The transcript has 19 exons. Lineage: Eukaryota; Metazoa; Arthropoda; Insecta; Ephemeroptera; Baetidae.
UGGCUCGGCAGUGAUGCCUUGGCCGCGCCGCUGAACGCACGGACCUGCCACGAUGCUAGUGUUGUUGUUGGUGGUGUUGUCGGCGGCGGUGCACGUGGCGACGCCGUUCAACGUCGACACCGAGUUCGCCACCGUCGUCCGCAACCCGCACGGCGCCGCCGAAAACUACUUCGGCUUCAGCGUCGCCCUCCGAAGGGCCCUGCCCGGCACCGCCUGGAACUCUUGGCUGCUGGUGGGCGCGCCCAGGGCCAACUCGACUUUCCCCCAGCAAGUGAAUCUGCACCAGCCGGGCGCCGUCUUCGAGUGCCGCCUGCACGACGGCGAACUCGAGAACCGCUGCCAGAGCCUCCCUUUCGACACCACAGGUGAGGACCGCGUUUUCCGUCCGAACGGCUUCAGCUACCACCACAAAAAGGAUGAUGCGUGGCUCGGAUCGACGAUCGCCGUCGAGGACGAGCCCAAUGGCAGAACAGUGAUCUGCGGUCCGCGGUGGAUCAACAAGUACUACGAGGACGUGUACCUGAUGAACGGGGUGUGCUAUUGGUACGACCGCGGCAGCUUCAUGACCUCCGCCGCCCAAAUCCUCACGCCACUCAUCGAAAAGAAAAAACAGGCGUACAACACGCCGUCGGACAAACCGGGCGUCCAGGACACCAAGGUCUUCAACUACGCGUACGGCGGCGCUGGAAUCGCCGCAGAAUUCAUCAAAUCGGAAAACAAAUCUGAAUUGAUUAUUGGAGCUCCCGGCGUUUUCGACUGGAAAGGUACCAUAGUCAGGUACAGGUCUCUGGAGGACGAUUCAAAGGAGCAGACCGUCUACGACGACCCCGCAGUGCCCAGCCCGAAAAGCGUGGCCGCAAUUCCUUACCUCGGCUAUUUCGGGUAUUCGGUUGGGGCGGCGCAGUUUUUCCCAGGCGACUCCAAGGCCUACUACGUGUCAGGUGCGCCCAGGGCGGCCGAUUACAAGGGCAAGGUGAUGUUGUACUCGGUACCUGAGUACGACGACGAGGAGCUGAAGGUGCUGUACGAGUUGGAGGGGCAGCAGAUGGGCGAGUAUUUUGGCGCCAGUCUGUGCGUGGCCGACGUGAAUGGCGAUGGCCAACCCGACCUGGUCGUCGGCGCCCCCCAACACUCCCUACCCGCGCAGAGCUCAACCGACCUUUCUCAGGGUGAGGAGGGACGAAUCUAUGUCUUCAUCAACGAACUCGUCUCGCUCAGACAGGGCUCUUUCCGCACAAUGGGCAACAAGUACCAGUUGAUGGGCUCUCAGAAAAGUGGCGCCCGAUUUGGCACGACCGUCGUCUCGCUCGGCGACAUCAAUCUCGACGGCUUCCACGACGUGGCUGUGGGGGCGCCGUACGAGGACGAGGGUCGUGGGGCUGUUUACGUGUACCACGGUCGGCGGUCGGGGCUGGAGGUCAAGUUCGCGCAACGCAUCGCGGCCAGGGAGGUGGACGGGGGGCUGCGCGGGUUCGGGGUGAGCCUGAGCAGGGGCGUCGACGUCGACGGCAACGCCUACCCUGACUUCGCGGUGGGCGCGCACGCGUCCGGCCACGCCGUCCUCUUCCGCUCGCGGCCCGUUGUCGUCUUCAACGGCAACAUCCGGCCCAGCGUCGACCGCAUCGCCUUCAACGCCACCGCCUUCAAGGCCAACGCCUGCCUCUCCUACGUCGGAAAUCACGCCCCCAACUUCAUCGAUGCCAAAAUCACGGUGACCGCCGACCCUGUCUUCAAAAGGGCAGUUUUCGUCACCCCCAGCGGCAAAACCAACUCGUUCACUUUCACCACCAGACUGAAACUGCAGACGCCCGUUUGCCAGGAGCUCAACGUUGAAAUUAUUCAGACUUCGAACCAGGACUUUUCGAAGCCGAUCGACCUGCAGGUGGAGUCCGAGAUCGACAACUCGAAGGUGCGGUCGCGGCGUCAGGUAGGUGGUGGGCGUGGCUUCUGCAAGAGCUGCGCGGUCAUCGACCCGAACAGCCUGGCGGUGGUGCGGGCGCGGGUGCCGUACUCGACGGGCUGCCGCAAGGACGACGUGUGCGAGACGGACCUGAAGGUGGCGGCGACCCUGACGCAGAGCACGCCGGUGGCCAUCGGCUCAGUCAAGCGGCUCGGGGUCACCCUGGAGGUCACCAACGACGGCGAACCCGCCUUCCUUGCCCAGCUCGUCGUCCGCCUGCCACCUGACGCGCCCCUCGCCAGGGUGCCCAAAAACUGCCUCGAGGCCAACGAAAAACUCACCUGCGACAUUGGAAACCCCCUCCCCUCCAAGGCAAAGGCGUCGAUUGAGCUAGAACUGGAGAUGGCCAACAUCGCGCCAGGCACGAAAAGCUUGAGCGUGGCCGUGAACGCGACGAGCGCAGGCGACGACCUGAACCUGGCAGACAACCUGCACAACCUGACCAUUCCGUUGGUCACCGAGGCGGACAUCGCGGUCACAGGAAAAUCGGUUUUGUUGACGUACUUUGUGGACUGGCACAACGAGAGCGCGACCAACGAGGCCAUUUCCCUGGUGCACACCUACGAGGUCACCAACUACGGUCCCAGCCCUGUCGACAGGGUGCACCUGCUCAUGGCCCUGCCCUUCCAGGUCGAGGUCAACAAUCGCCUCGAAACCUUCCUCGAAAUCAAAACGCCAAAGGCGUACUUGGACGGGGAAGAGUUUCUGUGCUCGACGAAGGAGGGUGAGGGGGUGGAGAAGAGGACGAAGAGGGCGGCCAAAGAGGCGGCCACAGGCCACGUGCCGGCCAACCGGACGCUCUUCCUCAACUGCACGCAGGCCAACGUGCGGUGCGUGGUGGUCGAGUGCCUCGUCGGACCCCUCGCCGGCCCCAACACCCCCGCCGUCGUCUCGUUCGCCCUCACCGCCCACAUCAGCAAACUCAGAGGGCUGUUGGGGGAGAAGGACGUGAUUUGGUUUGCGAGCAGCGGAAUGGCGACGCUGGUGGAGGGUUCGAGGGCGACGCAGCCGGCCGACGACCGGCCCGACGGCCACGUGGUGCACACCCUCUUCCUCGGCACCAUCCCCGACAAGGGCGUGCCCACGUGGAUGAUCGCCCUCGCCAUCAUCCUCGGCGUCCUCAUCCUCCUCCUCAUCAUCCUCGCCCUCGUCAAGCUCGGCUUCUUCAGGCGGGACAAAAAGGACGAGUUGGAGGCGCUCAAGAACAAAAAGCUGUUGGAAGACGAGUUUGGACCUGACAUGGACUGAGCAGAAACUCUCCAACUUUGUUUCUAGUCAAGGAACGAGACCAGAGGACGCUUUUGUGAUUCUCAAUUUCAACUUUCGAGUGCCAAUUUUUGUCUGUAAAAGUGCCAAACUGUGAAUCAAUCAGGGGCUCAGCAGCUCCAAAGACAAACCGGAAUCUGUGCAAUUUUGUAAAUAAUUGUAUUACAAGAUAAGUUGUUCAAUUAGCUCGUAAGGCAAUAAGGAAGAUUGUAAUUUUCUAUUUGGAUAUUUUCAUGACGAAACAGAAAUAAAUGAAAUUUUAAAGUGAACAAUUUUUUAUGUU